Messenger RNA from Clarias gariepinus (North African catfish), 7271 nucleotides. It is a transcript of the gene wnk4a, whose product is annotated as WNK lysine deficient protein kinase 4a. The coding region runs from base 230 to 4774 and encodes 1514 amino acids. Gene Ontology annotation, cellular component: cytoplasm; cytosol. The transcript is spliced from 20 exons. Gene Ontology annotation, molecular function: potassium channel inhibitor activity; chloride channel inhibitor activity; ATP binding. Gene Ontology annotation, biological process: protein phosphorylation; monoatomic ion homeostasis; positive regulation of sodium ion transmembrane transporter activity. The record is from RefSeq and is a predicted model, not a curated record. Lineage: Eukaryota; Metazoa; Chordata; Actinopteri; Siluriformes; Clariidae.
CGCGCGCGCACGUUCAGAACAAGCUGUACUCGUGUUAAUGAAGCAGCGCUUCCUUCCCGAAUGCGCUCGAGUAAAGUGAAGCUCGGGACCAGAAGGACAUGAGGACAUUUGUGUCCUCGCGAAUAAUCAUCAUGAACUGGAUGUGAAGAAAGAAGAAAAAAAAACAAAAACAACCAGAAGUAGUAGUAGUUGUAUACACAGUCUUCGCUCGUCCGACUUAUUGCGCAGGAUGUCCCACGCAGACCUGGAGGUGUCCGCACUCGGCUUCACGAGCCUACCUGUCGUCGAUCACCUGGACGCGGACUGUCUGCUCCGCGCGCACACGCUGAGCGCCCGGAGGAACUCGUACGUGCUGCACAAGCUCGAGCUCGAGCCGCUCUACAGCGCGCAGUCGUGGUCCGAGGAGAACGUCUUACCCGAGAGACAGACGGACGAAUCCAAAGCGGUCGCGUCUCCCGUGUCUCCCGUGUCCCCGGCGUCCCCUCCGUCCUCCGCGCAAUGGGACGCCGCGGCCGCGGUGCCUCCGGCGGCCAGGGCGCACGAGCCGAGCUCGGAUUCGGACAUCGAGGCCACGAAGAGCAGCCCGAAGCUGAUCAAAAGGCUCGAGAGCCGGUGGGAGCUCGAGGAGAAGGAGGACGUGGAGACCAGAGCCGUGGCCACAUCUCCUGAUGGACGAUACCUCAAGUUCAACGUGGAGAUCGGCAGGGGCUCGUUUAAGACCGUCUACAAAGGUUUGGACACGGAGACCACGGUGGAGGUGGCGUGGUGCGAGCUGCAGACACGGAAGCUGACCAAAGUGGAACGCCAGCGCUUCAGCGAGGAGGUGGAGAUGCUGAAGAACCUCCAGCACCCAAACAUCGUUCGCUUUUAUGACUCCUGGAAGUCCACAGUGAAAGGACACAAGUGCGUCCUGCUGGUGACGGAACUUAUGACCUCCGGCACUCUCAAAACAUACCUGAAGCGCUUUAAGGAAAUGAAGCCGAAGCUUCUUCAGCGCUGGAGCCGUCAGAUCCUAAAAGGUCUCCACUUCCUGCACACUCGGACUCCUCCAAUCAUCCACAGAGACCUGAAGUGUGACAACAUCUUCAUCACGGGGCCCACGGGGAGCGUGAAAAUCGGCGAUCUCGGACUUGCUACACUUAAAAGAGCAUCGUUUGCUAAAAGUGUAAUCGGUACACCAGAGUUUAUGGCUCCGGAGAUGUAUGAGGAGAAAUACGAUGAGGCUGUCGACGUGUACGCGUUCGGGAUGUGCAUCUUAGAGAUGACGACGUCGGAAUACCCGUACUCGGAAUGCCAAAAUGCGGCGCAAAUCUACCGCAAAGUUACAAGUGGCAUGAAACCAGACAGCUUCUACAAAGUGAAAGUGCCUGAGCUAAAAGAGAUUAUAGAAGGAUGUAUACGUACGAACAAAGAUGAAAGAUACACCAUUCAGGACCUACUGGAGCAUGUAUUCUUCCAGGAGCACAAUGGGGUCCGCGUCGAGCUGGCAGAAGAGGAUGACAUGGAAAAGUCCAGUUUGAAGCUCUGGCUCCGAAUGGACGGUACCAAGAAGCUUCAUGGCAAGUACAAGGACAACAAUGCUAUCGAGUUCCUCUUUGAGCUCUACAAGGAUGUGCCCGAAGAGGUGGCACAGGAGAUGGUGGUGCUGGGAUUUGUGUGUGAGGCCGACUACAAAUUGGUUGCCAAGGCAAUGCGGGACCGAGUGACGGCCAUCAAGCGGCAACGCGAGAGACAGCGUCGGAUACGUGAGGAGGAGAAGAAGAAGCAGGAGGAGACCAUCGAGGAAGAACCCGAGUCAUUGUUGCCUAAGCCCACGGGCCAAUCGUUUGAUAGCCCCGCCUCUUCUCCUGUCCUGUUCCCGCCCAUCCUGCCUCUUCAUGACCGUCCCGCUGGCUCUCCGGUCAUCUCUCCAGAUUACGCGAUCAACGGGGGCUUUUUACAAGAGCCGGAAGAACCGGAGGCUGACCAGCAUUUCCACAUCCGCCACACCAGCUAUUCCUCAGUUGCAUCUGACUGUGAGACAGACGGGUAUCUCAGUCCCUCUGGCUUUCAGGAUGGGCUCGAUGCUGCUGGGCGCAACAUCUGCAUCCCUUCUACCCCACCUUCUCGUUUGGCCACACCCCCAAUCACACCCACCUCAACUCCACCGAAGCCUCUUCUCCGCUUUCCCUCGAGCAUUGCUGUAUGUAAUAAUAUCGAGAAAAAAGUGUCAGGGCCUCCCAGUCCUUUCUCCUCAUCUGUGGACAGUUAUGCCUCAGAUGUGGCCUCGGGUUUGAGUGACGGCUACGAGGGCCAAUCAGAGAAGGCGAGUAAGGCAGCUGGCCGGCGGACAGCAACGAGACUGUUCAAGAGAAGGGCCCGGUCCCGCCUGCGCAUUACAGGGCUAUCUGAUAAAGUGGACCGGGUGGUGGAGUGUCAGCUUCAGACACACAAUGAUAAGAUGGUCACCUUCAAAUUCGACCUCGAUGGUGACAACCCUGAAGACAUCGCCGGCGUCAUGGUGCAUAAAGAGUUCAUCCUCCCGUCUGAGAGAGACGGCUUUAUUCACCGUAUACAUGACAUCAUGAAGCGAGCGGAGUCUCUGAUGAGCAAAGAUUUGGCCGGGCAGCAGGGCAAACAAGAAGGCGUGCAUUUCCCACAGCAUCAUAACCCUGCCAGCUCCGUUUCCUCAUCGCAGCCAAACCUGCACACACAUCUUGCUCGGACACAUUCCACUUCCUCUCUGCCAGAGUCCCACGGCUCAGUAGCAUGGCAGAACGGAGAAAUCGCAUCACCAGUGCGUCCCCUCUUACGUUCUCAGUCCUUCCAUAACACCAUGGGAACUUCACACCCAUUCCAUACCACGUACCCAUCUGAUCCCACCAUGUCCCUUUCAAAUCUUGGCCACAUGCAGCAGUUUUCGAUGCCCAUCAUGCCCAACUCUGCUCAGCUUCCUUACAUGUACCCACCAAACCCUGGCUCCCCCAGGACUACACAUCCCUUGCACUCACACAUGCCCAGUAACCCUUCCCAUCUCACGUCCUCCUCUUCCGGCUCUCAUGUCACAGAUUCCAUCAUCUCCACUGCCGAUGGCAAUCCGAUGACCUCGCACAUGCCAGCCAUAUGGCCGCCUCAAACGCCUCCGCUUUUCUCCUUGGCGAACAUGCUCUCCAUGGCCAUGAGCAUGGCCCAGUCUUUUAGUCUGCCACCCAUGUCCUCUAUUCCUGGCUUUCCUUCACACUUUAACCAUGCCAUGCCACACCAGGCUGGUUAUCCCAUGCCAUACCCAUCCCACUAUACUCUUCCUUGCCAAGGAGAGGGCAUAUACCCACCGUGCAUUCCAGAUGCCCAAAAUCUGAACCAGGAUGCUGUGUAUGGGUUUGCUCAAAGGACACAUUCCCCAUUUACCCAUGCCCCUGGGAUACCCAUGCAGCAUGUAGAUGCUCAUGUGCAGCAGAUGUCCAAUAUUGUCCAAGAGAAAGGGGUUCAGGGGGGUCUUCCUGCACACAUCCAGCAGCAUACAGUACCUACAGACUAUACUCUGCCACAAGGAUACACAGAAGCUUUUCCCAGAGCUUCACCGCACCAAUCAAGCCUCUCCAGAUCAUCGUCGUCCGGACUGUCAUCUUCUCCAAGACCAAGUCCAGAGAGCAUGGCAUCUUCAUCCAGUCCCAGAUCCCUUUCCCCAUCGGCAGAACCAGAGACUAGUACCAACACGUGCGAGCUCAUAGGUUCUCCUGUCAGCUCCGAGCCAAAACCAAUAGUUACAGUUGGGCGCUUCCAGGUUUCGCCCACCAAGGUGAUACCAGCUCCUUCUUUACUUCCUGACCAAAGCGCUAACACUACUCCAGCCCUGACACCCGCCGUCUCACCAGACAUUUCCUAUGAUAAUCAAACUAAGGAACAAACACCGUUAGAAAGAAAUGAAAUCUCAUCCCUUAACAACACCACCUUCUCUCAGCACCUCCACAUAGAAGUUGCUCAAGCUCAGCACUUCUCCUCGAAUGCCAAUCAUGAUCAAAGCCAAUCAUUGGGCCUUGAGCAGAACUUGCUCUCUGAGGUUCCUCGUAAUGAUUUCCGUCUCCGUGAACAAUCCAAACAAGAUAGUAAAAAAACCCGGAUUGACGAGAACAAAGAAGAGGGGAAAGAAGAGGCACAGCAGAGUGGCGACAAGGAACCAGGCAAAGAUGUCAAACCCCUGGAAGAACAUCAGCAGCAGGAGCAGCAGCAAGGGAAGAAGAAAGCCAGACGCCUCGGUUCUGUACAGUCUCUGACCGGGACGUCGGUGGACAGCGGGCUUUGCGUCUUUAUGGAUCCAGAGGCUCCUCUAGGGGACGGGAUUAUGGACAGCCCUCAAUGUCCUGUCCCUCAUCACAACAUGUGGAUGAGCUACACCCGCACCAAUUCCUACAUGAGCAGCGACGAAUCUGAAAGCGAGGAGGAGGAGAUGUGGGAUGAGCUGCAGGAGCUGAGGGAGAAGCAUCUGUUUGAGGUGCAGACUCUGCAGGCGGUCCAGAAGAGAGAAAUAGAGGAGCUCUACGAGCGGAUGGGAAAAGUGCCUCCUCCGUGCAUCUUCUCCCCGGCGACCAUGUUGUCCAGUCGGCAGCGUCGGCUGUCUAAAUCAGGAGGCUUUCCUUCGUCCCGUCGCAACAGCCUUCAGAGACUGGAUAUUCUUCCUUUAACAGGGAUGAUAAGGAAGAACUCUGUAAGCGGAAGCAGCAGCAGCAGUACCAGCAGCAGUUCACAGGACCAACCUAAAGGGGUGACCUUCACGCCUGACCUUGCCAGAAUGUAAACGUCCAUAACGAAGCCUGUUGGCGGAACUAGAUUAGACUACCUCACCCGGCACAUGCUGCCCGCCGUUUUCUUACUCAUCCUACUGAGGAAAGAAGGACUUUACACACACAUACGGAUAUUCGCUGCUAUCGGACGAGUGCGGCUCAGCAGCGCUUCCUGUUCAUACAGUUCAUACGUAGGUUUACGUCACUGUCCCGGAUUAUGCGGCUCCGGAUUGUGUUUCCUCUGCAACCCAUGGAGCGUAAUCCACACUGUGUUUUUGCAUACUGAAAUAUACGCAACCAUGCCUUCAGACAUGUACGCAGUGCUACUGUUAAAAAAAAAACUCACGCUUCAACAGAGACUAAAAUAAAACUACUCCACUACUGCCAUGCAAAAAUCGUGCUGCUGUAAGGAUGCCGUCGUCGCUGCCGAUUCCGCGGUGAGCUCGGUGACACAAGAGUAACGCGCAUAUUUCUGAUAGCUCACCAGCGGCUCAAUAGUGACUCAGGCCUGGCCCGUGUCCUUUGCACUUUUCUAAAAUAAACUGCCUGUAGAUGCAGCUGUCAGACCUGCUGAACAGGCAUGUGAUUCCUCCGGAGAGACCGAGAAUAACAAAGUCCGCCGGACUGUGUGUGUGUGUGUGUCUCUCUUGAACGUUUUCUGACAUUGUGCUGUAGUAAAUGUGACAUUACUUAAUAGUUGUGAUUUAAAGAAAAAAUUAAACAAAAAAAAUACCAUGGCAUUUAACUGCUGCUUGAUAUACUGUAAACCUUAUGUACAGUAAAUGUGUAUUUUAGUUUCUGGGGUACAUUUUCUGCUACAUGUCUUUUGAAAAAUUUUAUUUCACUUAUUAUUAUGAUUAUUAUUAUUAUUGUUAUUAAUGUGAAUCUAAACCUGGACAGAAUUGUUUGAUUCUUGUACAGUUGAAUUGUAUUGUGGAUGCAAUUGUGGUUAUUGUUAGGAAUUAUGCAAGAGAUAUUUUAAAGAUUUUUUUCCCCAAGCAAUUAAAAAAAAAAAAGUUAAUUUCUACUCUUGAUGGUGUACAUAUUAUGUUUUUGAGGAGCGGGGACUUUCGACUGUCCAGAAUAAUAGAACAAAGUUAUUAGAGAUAUAAAAACUCUCUUUGUUUCUCUAUAUAUCCUCUACUACACUACUGCACUUAUACCAGUGUUUCAGCGCUUGGAUAAAAUCAAGGUAAAAAGUUCUCAGAGCGCCGGAGCCAUGACAGCACUGCCAGCUUCAUGUUUGAAACUCUGGCCUCCCAGGAACUCCUUUAACAUGUGCAAAUCGGGGAUGGGGAGAUAACUCCCAGCUGAGUUCCUGUAAUGUGUAAGUGGUGCAUUUUCACCCAUUAAAACAAAGGACCAUUUAGGGAAUUCCUGGGAGGCCAGAGUUUUACACCUGAAGCAUGCAGUCCGAUCAUGUCAAGUCAAAUCAAGUCAAGUCAAGUAGGCUUUUAUUGUCAUUUCAACCAUAUACAUUUCUGUACACAGUGAACCGAAACAACGUUCCUCCAGGACCAAGGUGUUACAUACGAAACAUAAAUUAACAACAUAAAUUAACAAAACUAACUAGCUAACUAAGAAACCUAAUAAGCUCAAUAGCUGAGACAAGACAGAUUGACAUUUUAAAUGAACAGAAAACUAUCCAGGUCCUAUACAAAGAGACAACAAAGUGCACAUACAUAAAAAAGGAGGUGUACUGGGAAAACCUUCUACCCUGAUAGUGUCCAAGCUCUAGUGAAACACUAGGGGAUAAGUGCAUUAGUGUAGCAGAGGAUUAUAUAGAGAAAUAAAGGGAGUUUUUAUAACCCUCAUAACUGUUGUUAUGCUGCACGAUCAGAAGUCCAGGUUUGACUUGAACGCUCCUCAUAUUUUCACUGAUUAAAAAUAUAUACACACACACACAGAGGCUACUAAUCGACCAAAAUGCACACAGCACUUCAGAAGUUCUGAUUUAGAUCGCAGGUAGUAGAGUCGAGUUUCGGGUGAACAGCGAUCGUUAGGUGUCCGAUGAUGUUUUGACUCCUUUUGCUUUGAUGCACUUUUUGGUUUAGAGAUUUUUCUGUAUUACUUGGGGAGUUGAAGCCAGAUCUAUAGAUCUAUAUAUUGUUUCAUGAAUAAAUAUAUUAUAAUCUAUUUCUUACUUAAGGUCUAUGCUGACUUAAAUCAUUUUAAAAUGACAAAAAUCGUACAAGGGUUUUGUUUUUGAUUAAAGAGAAGGUUAGUAGUUUACCUUACCUUAUUGUGACGUUAAUAAAAUGAAUAUUAAUAAUCAAUUACAAACUGUGAAAAAAAACAUGUUGCCUUUAAAUAAGCAGCAAAUAAAAAAAAUAAAUGUGCGAAAAACGUAUUGUUUUACAGAAUGUGACGCUUGUUUGCAAAGCUGCUAUACUGCCAUGCAUUGUCUGUAUUUUUUUCCUCUUGUUUUUAUAUCCAAUAUAAAAAUGAAUAUCCUUCAUGCUGAAAAAUAAAAUGUAAUUUUAUUUGUACAAUAAAGCAUUAAUAAAAAUA